This is a messenger RNA of Salmo salar (Atlantic salmon), 621 nucleotides long. The record is from RefSeq and is a predicted model, not a curated record. Lineage: Eukaryota; Metazoa; Chordata; Actinopteri; Salmoniformes; Salmonidae.
GUCAGAGUGUGGGAGUGUGUGUGUUUGUGAACAAGGUGUGUUUCUCUCUGAAGCCGCUCGUGAGAACAGAAUGAAUGGUGUCUGAAUAACUACAUCAGGUUAAUAAUGGUCCGUGUGUUCCUGAUAGAGCCAGUGGUUGGUGUCUAUGCCUUCUCCAUGUUCAUGCUGUACCCCCUGAUCCAGCAGUAUGUCUACAGGAGGCUGUGGCAGCAGCUCACCGGCGCCCCCUACCCUACGCAGCUGAACUACACCCACUGCUCUGACAGCAGCACCAACCUCAGCUCCAUUCACCAGGAGAUCCAGAAGGAGGCAUCUCUGUUCCUCUUCUACAGUGAGCUCUGUUUCCUCUUCCCUAGUCUCCUCUCCUCCCUGCUCCUGGUCUCCUACAGUGACCACCGCGGCAGGAAGGUAGCUCUAGUGCCCCCACUGGUGGGCGAGCUGUUAUUUGCUCUGUGCUAUGCAACCGUGUCUCAUCUCUCCCUCAGCCUGGGUUACCUGCUAGGGGCCUCGUUCCUGGCUGGGGUAAUGGGGGGGCCCACUGCUCUACUGGGGGGAAGUUUUGCUUAUAUAGCUGACCUAUGUGAGGGGGGGAAGGGGAGAUGGGGGGAGUUACCAAUGUGA